This is a messenger RNA of Trichophyton verrucosum HKI 0517, 3306 nucleotides long. Its product is annotated as PH domain protein. Lineage: Eukaryota; Fungi; Ascomycota; Eurotiomycetes; Onygenales; Arthrodermataceae. Gene Ontology annotation, cellular component: prospore membrane. The record is from RefSeq and is a predicted model, not a curated record. The coding region runs from base 1 to 3306 and encodes 1101 amino acids. The transcript has 3 exons. Gene Ontology annotation, biological process: protein localization to prospore membrane; ascospore-type prospore membrane formation.
AUGGCUUCCACUGGCCCACCAAGUGAGCAGCCAGUUCCAACCGUCAGCCGUCAGUCUCGCUCCCGAGACGACCAUGACACCUUGGAAUGUGGUUCCUUCACCGCGCAGAAAUUGACAGACUCUAACGUCUUGAGACCACAGCAACAUGGAUCGCCAGAGCACCUACAUGUCACGAAUCGACGCUUCUUCAUAGGGCCAUUGCCCAAGGGCUGGGGCCAAAACCGCAGGAGGCAUUGGUAUAAAUCAUGUCUUGGGAUCAGAGAUUAUUCGUCUCGUAACCAAACAUUCUCUGCAGAUAUGUCUGUUGGAUACCAGCGCCAGUCAACUCGAUUCAUGGGACUUUCCUCAACUACACGAUUCAAGCCGAGCUUUCCACAACCAGAUGAUGUCGAAGCCGAAGUCGAAGACCAAGACGAGGAACAAGACGAGGACCAGGACCAAGAGAAUCGAAUCCAACAGCAACCACCAGUAGAGAAUGGCCAAACGGCAGGAGGUAGCCAAGUGGGACCAAGGGUAAUAAGAUCAAUAGACGCCGGUCGUGAAGCCCAGCGCAGGGACGAAGAUGCGGGAUACUUUGGUCUCUCCCACCCGAAUAUAAAACGCAUACAAGAUCAGCAGCGACCUAAAAAUAGUCCUCUCGCUACGAAUUCCAGCCUUGUUGUACGAAUGUCAUCCGACGAUAACGUGCCCGAAGCCUAUUUUACUGCUCCUGACACUGAACCGCAGUCGACAACUCCCAAAGUCAACCCUAUGCCACAAGAUAACAUCAAGUCACAAAAUCGAAAGAGUACAGAAAGCGGGCAGCCGCAAAGUUCCUCCUCAUUACCAUAUCGAAAUAGCUAUGCAACCACUGGUACAUCAGCCCUAUCUACUACCGAUGGGCAAGGUUUAGAAACAGAUGUUGGGUCACUAUCAUCUUUGAUACCCCAUAAUAAACCGCCACCAUCUUCUACUCCAAGAGAAAGAAGGCAGCCAAAACCUCAACAACUCGCGUUACAGCCUCAAGAGCCUCGAGGAGAAGCCGAUCAGACAGAAGCCGAAUUGGCAGAGUCUCAACAACCUAGCAAGCUUAUUAACCGUGUUAUUUCUGACCGAGUCCGCUAUGGAGUAGAGGAGAGGAUUGAGAAUGGACAACGCCGUCUACAGAACCACCUUGGCCUAUCUGAUGACUCCAGGACCAACAGAAAACAAAAACAACAGACUCGUCGACAUGGAGAAGUUCUUAGAGCAGAAAAAAUGCUAGUGCGGAUCGAUGUUACUGCUCAAACUGUGCCCAAUCUCUAUAACGAUAAUGCCAGCCUUAAAAUUGAAACACGACCCGUCGAAAACUGGAGGGAGUAUCUUGUAGUUUGCCGACAAGGCUACGACGAGCAAACACCGUACCUUCUCCAGUUCUACAAAACGCGUGUGAUACCCCAGGUUCAGGGUGCUAAAGUCAAGAGAAAAUAUGCACAUGAGGUGAAACUUUCCCAGGGCCAAGCCAACGUAAAUCUAUUCUCUACUUUGGACAAGACGGUUGUUGUGUGGCAUCCUACAAAGAUGGACGGUACUCGUAUUUUCAUUAUGCGAGCUCGAGCGGCCGCACAUUCGGUGGAAUGGUAUACCUUCAUUCGAAAGGUCUUGGGCUGGAAACAGCCCUCCAGCCUAUUCGUCCAUGCGCCUGACCUUGAUGUUUCUCUUGUUCUACAAAACCCGUUUGAGCGGUUUGCAAAGGAUAACUAUGACGAGAAUGAAGGAACUCUGUUAAAUUCAAUGGGCGAGGAACAAGCCGUAUCUACGGGAAUAAUACGCACUUGCAUGGACACACUCACGGAAUGUUCUGAAUGGUCUCAGAUUCUUGAUAUAUGGAAGAAGUCUGAAAAGAUGGGCUUAGCAUGGCGGAGGUAUGACCGGAUAGAGUGGAUUCAAGGAGGGAAUGAGGAGAGAAUGUAUGGAACAAUGGCUAUGAGAACUUCACACGAUUUGGAACUGCGCCCGAAGCGGCAUUAUCCAACUUCCACGGCUGUGGAACCAUCUGAACCCCUGAUGGAGGAACCUUCUCCAAUCGAAGGGUUUUUAAUUCUCCUCACCUCCCAGCAAGGCACCCAUCGGCGCUGGGGAAAGAACUUCUCCAAGCGUUUAUAUUUCUAUAGCGAGGACCAAUACCUCUGCUUUUGCAAGCCAACAAAGGCAUCUAUACCUCCAGCCCCAAAACGUCCCAGUGUUCCCGAAGCUGGGUCUUCCACUGCACCUGAAACAAUCAGAGGCACUCCUGUUAUGUAUACGGUUGACCCAUAUCCAGUUAAAAAUGGCCAGAUUUCAUGGCUACAUGACGGAGGUAAUAAGUCAUAUGCUAGGUACUGUGACCAAGCCGCAUACACAGAGAAUCGCCGAAAUACAAAUAACCUUAGCCAAACGGAAGGAUAUUUCAAUUUAGGCCGAGUAACCGAAAUAAGAACUGUAUCAGAGACGGAAAGCACAGGAACCCAAAGAAAUGGAACAAAUCUUGGGACUCAGCGCUCUAUUACAAACCGUGCUACUACCAGCAGUUUCUCUCAUAGUGACAACGAUCACGUAUUUGAGCUUGAACUUGAUGAUGGGCUUGUGGUUAGAUUACGUGCCUAUAAUACUGAAACCCGAGAUGCUUGGAUCCAUAGGUUGCGCCAAUUGACUACAUACUGGAAGGCUCGGGUCAAGGCUGACAUCAACAUAUUGAAGUCUAUUCGACAACGCAAUCUGGAAAAACUUGAUAUAGAUGAGGAGCAGGAAUCUGUGAUUGGACAAUUUGCACAAAAAUGGGAAGUUGCUCGGGCAGACGCCUCACCGGAGCUCUUCAAUGUUUGUGGCCCAUCCGGAUGCCGGGCAAUCAAGGGCUCUGUUAGGACUUUUUCAGGAGAACAAGUACCUCAUACACAUCAGUCUAGGCAGACCAUUCUCGACCUACGGGAUUGCUACCUAUAUAGUGGUAUCAUUACUAGCUCCGACUUACUAUACCACAGCCAGACCUUUGACAACAAUCACCCAAGCCAUAAUUCAACGCCACGCAUAUAUCCAUCCGAUGGUUGGACAUCGGCCGAUGAGGAUACAGCAACGACAUUUGUCAUCUGGAACAAUACCCGCCGAGUAUUGUUCCAUGGGGAAGAAGAGAGAGACGGAAACCAGAAGACGCGAAGAUGGAGACAUGUAUCUCGCCUAGGUACAUCAGGCAGAUCAAUCGUAUUUAAAGCUCGAAGCAGAGCAGAAAGAGAUCUGUGGGUUCUUGCUAUCGAGACGGAGAUCGACCGGCUGCAGCAGCAGGAAGAUAUGAGAAUUGUGCCAGAAAAGUGA